AUGUGUCCCUUACUGCCGGAAGCCUGCCAGGAGCGGCUCCUUGUCCGUACCCACACUGCACUUGCAAUCACUCCCUGCCCUCGCCUAGCGCCUAGGUGUCACAUGCCCACCAGCUUACGCUUGGCUCGUCCUCGAACCACACCCAAUAAAUUGAACAUGGUUGGUAGAGAUAGAGAUAGAGGAGCUGAAGGCUCCAAUGACCUCAUAGAACGCAUGACUCAAAUUCUAGAGACCAUGGUACACAACCAAGGCAGAGAGUCGGUUGAGUACCAAGGAUUGUCUGCCUUUACUAGGCACGAUCCUCCAAAGUUUGAGGGAGGAUUCAACCUUGAGGGAGCUCAAAGGUGGUUGGCGGAUGUUGAGGAGGUCUUCAAUGCAAUGGGGUGCCAUGAGGAGCACAAAGUGAGUUAUGCUACCUACUUGCUAUGUGGGGAGGCAGAAAAUUGGUGGAGGUUUGCCGGUCAGACAUUGCCACAAAAGGAUGGCUAUGUUCAGUGGGAGACCUUCAAGGCAAUUUUCCUAGGGAAUUACUUUCCCCGAGAUUUGAGGAAGCAGAAAGUUCGUGAAUUCCUUGAACUGAAGCAAGGAAGCAUGACAGUAGAGGAAUAUGCAACAAAGUUCCAAGAGCUGAUGAAGUACUGGCCUCACUACCAACAUGGGGAUGGUGAGAAGGACUUGUGUGCUCAGUUUGAGCACAGGCUGAGGCCAGACAUCCGAGCUACAGUCAGUGUGUUCCAGUUGACAGACUUGCCCACUCUGAUGAGCAAGAGUAGAAUCUUUGAAGCUAACUCAAGGGGGAAGAUGGUGGACACUGGGGGAGCCGGUCCAAUGAGGCAAGAUAGGAGACCUCCUAGAUUCUCAAAGGGGCCAUACUCAGGCUUGGGUAAUUCACAGUUCAGAGGAAGUUCAUCUCAAGAGAAAAGCAGUGGGAGUGGCUCAAGACUGGGCUCUUUCAGAGGACCACUUAAAUAUUUUAGGUGUGAAGGACCACACAUGGUGAGGGACUGCCCACAGUCGCGGGCAACUUGUAGCAAUUGUGGAAAGUCGGGGCACAAUGCCAAUGGCCGAUUAUUGGAUGUGUUAUUUGAUUCGGGUGCUACGCAUUCUUUUAUAUCUGUGGAUUGUGUGAAGAGCCUGAACUUGUAUGUGACUGAACUGCCUUGUAAUGUUGUGGUAACUACCCCGACGGGUAAAUUAGUUAUGACAUCAUGGGUGUGUUUGGAGUGUUCAAUGAUGGUGCAUGGUAGGGAAUUUGAGGCAGAUCUGAUUUGUUUGCCUCUUUCCCAACUGGAUGUAAUUCUAAGAAUGGAUUGGCUGGCUGCCAACCAUGUACUAUUGGAUUGUAGGGAGAAGAAUUUGGUCUUCGGUGUAACAAUAACGGAGGUUCCAAGACUUAUGGGUCAGGGUGCAUGGAAGAACACGGUAAAUGCUAAGGUCUUUAUGGUGAUAUUUUCAAUGGAGACUGAAAGUGUCGUAGAGCCGGAGUACAUCCCUGUGGUGAGGGAUUUCUUGGAAGUUUUUCCUAAAGAUAUUUCUGAGUUACCGCCUGAGAGAGAGAUAGAGUUUGCUAUUGACCUUAUUCCGGGGGCAAACUCGAUUUCUGUGGCACCUUAUAAGAUGUCACCAGUAGAGUUGGCAGAGGUUAAGAAGCAAGUGGAGGAUUUAUUGCAGAUACAAUUUGUGAGACCGAGUGUGUCACCGUGGGGAGCACCAGUGCUCCUGGUAAAGAAGAAGGAUGGGAGUAUGAGGAUGUGUGUGGACUACCGAUAG
This is a messenger RNA of Abrus precatorius (Indian licorice), 1770 nucleotides long. RefSeq lists its product as uncharacterized. The coding region runs from base 1 to 1770 and encodes 589 amino acids. NCBI's taxonomy places the organism in Eukaryota, Viridiplantae, Streptophyta, Magnoliopsida, Fabales, Fabaceae. The record is from RefSeq and is a predicted model, not a curated record. The transcript is spliced from 3 exons.